GUCGUCGCGGCCAAGUCUGGGGGAGGUUUCACGAUUCUUUCCAAGGACAGAGGACAUGGACGCUGCCGGCUGGAUGAUGUGCGGGUAGUAGGCAAACACACGCCGCAUGCGGGUAGGCACAAGCACCUUGGGGCAAGCGGCGAGGGAGGAGCUGCCGCUGCUGUGGCGGGUGCGGACUGCAGUUUGGCGUUUGGCGCGGCGGCUCUCUCGAUUGUUGUGGGUGCGAGGCUCAGUCAAUGCCAGCGGCACGGCAGCUGCCGGUGACUUCCGGCAUGGGCCGGAUGGCCCCAUUUUCUGGCUGGACCGCCAGCGCUUGCACUCCCUGUCUGACUACGGACGCGACGUGAUGCGCUCCAUUUCGGGCUGGGCGGCGGCGGAGCUGCCAAAGUAUCUCAAGGACAUGGGGAAGCACUGGCAGCCAGCCGACCUGCUCCCAGACAGCUCCUCACCAGAUUUCUUUGACCAGACACAAGGUGUACACACACAAAAGUAACACUUUUGCGGUGUGUGUGAAGGGGCCAAUGACCUUGUAAACUGCCUGUCACGCGUGUGGGGACAGCGUGACAAGCCAAGUGUUUUGGUAAUUUUUUAGGGCGUCUACUUUCCUAGUGCACGGGUUGGCAUUGGGGUGACUUUAAUAUCCAAUGCCCACC
Chlamydomonas reinhardtii is the source of this 653-nucleotide messenger RNA. RefSeq lists its product as uncharacterized. Gene Ontology annotation, molecular function: stearoyl-[ACP] desaturase activity. Lineage: Eukaryota; Viridiplantae; Chlorophyta; Chlorophyceae; Chlamydomonadales; Chlamydomonadaceae. The record is from RefSeq and is a predicted model, not a curated record. Bases 107 to 493 code for a protein of 128 amino acids. The transcript has 3 exons. Gene Ontology annotation, biological process: fatty acid metabolic process.